UUCCGGCGUCGCCGGGCUGGGCGCGGAGGCGGUGCCGCCGCACCGGGCGCUGGGGCCGGGGUCCGUCCCGCUAUGCUAGAGACUCUGAGCUCCGCAGCACAACACUAAAUUUGUAAUGAAAUGGAGUCUGGGUCAAGCUCUUUUCGAGUGGAAUUUCCAGAUUUUUCUAGCACCAUUUUGCAGAAGUUAAAUCAGCAGCGCCAGCAAGGACAAUUAUGUGAUGUAUCCAUUGUAGUUCAGGGCCAUCUCUUCAGAGCCCACAAGGCUGUACUUGCAGCUAGUUCACCUUACUUCUGUGAUCAGGUUCUCCUGAAGAACAGCAGGCGAAUAGUCCUGCCCGAUGUGAUGAACCCCAGAGUAUUUGAAAACAUCCUUCUGUCUACCUACACAGGUCGGUUGGUAAUGCCUGCUCCAGAAAUAGUUAGUUAUUUGACAGCGGCAAGUUUCCUUCAGAUGUGGCAUGUGGUGGAUAAAUGUACUGAAGUGCUGGAGGGGAACCCAACAGUACUGUGCCAGAAGAUGAACCACGGCAGCGAUCACCAGUCCCCCAGCAGCAGCAGUUACAAUGGCCUUGUGGAGACCUUUGAGCUUGGCUCUGGAGGACAGACGGAAUUCCACAAAGUUCAGGAACUAAGGGAUGGCGAAAAUGAAGAAGAGAGCUCUAAAGAUGAGCUGUCGUGUCAACUGACAGAACAUGAGUACCUUCCCAGCAAUUCUUCAACAGAACAUGAUAGACUCAGCACUGGAAUGACAAGUCAGGAUGGUGAAGAAGGAACCAGUGACAGUGCAGAGUAUCAGUACACCAGACCCAUGUAUAGCAAACCGAGCAUCAUGUCUCACAAGCGGUGGGUCCAUGUGAAGCCAGAGAGAUUUGAACAAGACUGUGAAGGUGUUGAUAAUCCUUAUGAUGAACAUCAAGUUUCUGAAUCCAUGAAUGCCAUUCAGGCAGAUCAUUCAAUCCAAUCUUCAGGUGUUGAAGACUUUCAUAUAGGUGACAAAAAGGUGGAAGCAGAAUUUGAUGAACAGGCAGAUGAAAGUAAUUAUGAUGAACAAGUUGACUUCUAUGGCUCUUCUAUGGAGGAAUUUUCUGGUGAAAGGGCAGAUGGAAACCUAAGUGCUCACAGGCAGGAUCUUAUGAUAGCAGCAGGCUAUGGUGAAGGCAUUGAAAUGGCUACAGGAAUUAAAGAAGAAACAUCCCUCACUGGAUUUUCACAUGCUGAUAAACUGUAUCCUUGUCAAUGUGGUAAGAGCUUCACACACAAAAGCCAGAGAGAUCGGCAUAUGAGUAUGCACCUUGGCCUUCGACCUUAUGGCUGUGGUGUCUGUGGUAAGAAAUUCAAAAUGAAACAUCAUCUUGUAGGCCACAUGAAAAUUCAUACGGGCAUAAAACCAUAUGAGUGUAACAUCUGUGGGAAAAGGUUCAUGUGGCGGGACAGUUUUCAUCGGCACGUGACCUCUUGUACCAAGUCCUAUCAAGCUUCUAAAGCUGAGCAGAGUACUACUGAGAUGAGCUAAGAUAUUAGUGCUCACAUUUGUUUAGUAGAGCAAGAAAAAUGAAUUAAUUAUGCAAAUAAUGUCUGGUACUUGCUAUUGUAAAUUCUCAAAAAAAAAGUUCUAAUGAUAACGCUAGUAUAAGCAGACCAAACUUUCAUUUUAUUUUCCACAUUAUUUCUACAGGUGUUUGAUGUGUGAGGUACAAAUGGUUAAUCUGAAAGGUGCUUGCAAAAUGAGGUCUGUAAGGUCUUUGUGACAUUGAUUGUGAUUACAGCAGUAUUUAGAAGUCCUGUUGUUUUUCUAAGUCUUCUAAAUUCGCAGAAAAGCCCAGCUCUAAAUUGACCCAAAUCUCGCAAAUACUUACAUGACAGGAAUUCAGGUAUCCCUACUUAAUGAAAAAGAUAACUAGGAUAAUGCCAGGUUAUAUGAUUCACAUUUUACAGAAAAACAUUAGAAUUCCACCCAAACUGGAGACUGCAGACAUACUUAACAUGCAUCAUUAGAUAGUCUACAGCAUUAAAUAGCCCUUGCUUUAUUGAUUAAUGAAAGGCUGUGUUAAAGAUGGUUUGGCUUUCCUUUGUCUGUCUUCCAUUUCUUUAUCCGUCUUCAGUAAAACACUUGUAGUCUAUAAUUUUGUGCUAAUUUCUAUUUAAGAGUCUGUAAAGCACUUAAAUAUAGUUGUGCACUAUAUAAACUUCAGUCUGUAUGAAGUACAAUUUGUCAUUGCUCCUCUAGGAUGUAUUGCUGUAUGGCUCUUGGCUUGACUUGAUUUUGAUUGCUACAUGGUGAGAGCUUCUAGAAGUGUGUGUAAUAAGUAUGUCGUGUCAUAAACAAACAAACAAAAAAAAGGAACAUUUGGAACUUACCCAAAAUAAUGAAAUACUUGAACUGUAGUUUUCUGGUCAGAUUUUUGUGGCUUACUACAGUAGCAAGUACCAAACUGUGGAUUCGAGAAUUGAGUUUUUCUUGGUACAAAAACUUCUUUGAGAACUUCUGUCAAGUUUUAGAAACCUGCUUUAGGAAAACGAUUUAGUAAUUGAUAGGUAUUUACACUAUUAAUUCUUUACUCUUUGAAUAGCAAGAACUAUAAUACAGAUUCUUGGUACUGAACUACUGUGACUUGUUGUUACAUGUGAUCACAAGCGCCAGAGUUGUUUACCUUGUCAAAUGAAGCUGCUUGUGGAAAAAAAGUAUUAAGUAUGGUAUUUGGCUCUAUUAAUGGUACUGCAGAACACGGUACCUAGCUCAUGUCUGAAGUCUGGAUUUUUGCUGGGAAAGUGGCACUUCUGCUUCAUUAGGAUGAGGAUCUCUAUGCUGGGCUCUCAUUUUUGGAGACAGAGGGAGGAGUGUUUGUAGAUGCUGCCAGCUCUGCAGGUAGAGUGAAUGCAUCCAUUGGUGGCAACAGGAUUUUGGGGUUGAAAGCUUAAUGCAGUCCUAUGCAAAAGCAAAUAACCCUUCUUUGUAGUUUACUGAAACAUAUUAAAAAAAAAGAAAGAGCCUUUAGAGUAUACAUAGACUGUAAUAGAAAGGAAGAGGUGAUGUCCAAGAACAGUGCUGGUAACAUGGGGAAAAAAGUUAACCAGCAUGGAAGGCCUAAGCCUGUCUGGCCCCAGUUUGUGUUAAGAUACUGCAAUAUGCAGGAAAAUGUCCUUAAAGAGAUGACCCUGUAUGGUGAAGCAAAAAUUACACAAAGAUAAUUACUAUUUAGAUGCUUUUUUCAACUCCCAGUUGAAAAUUGUUUCAAGAUAGAACCAAAUUAUCCUGUACAUGAAUGUCUGUUGCAAGCUGGGGGUUUACUACUUGGUGGCCUGAAAUUACUGUAACUUCUUUUCUGACCUUCUACUUACAAACUUUAAUUUUUUUAAGAGGCUCUUACUUCUUAAUCUUCUAAUGUUUCAGAUAUUUUUCAUAUGGAAUUUUGUUAAAACAGAUAUUCCCAAAUAUGAUGAACCCAUUGCUGGCAAUGGGCAUGAAUGGUCACCACCACAGAGUUCCUGUUCUUAGCAUGUGGUUGAACUCUGCAGUACACCAUGGGUGCCAAAUAUAACCCUUGUAAUCAAGGUAUCUGAACAGGGAUUUGCUCACUAACACUGUAACCUGCUUUAUGUAUAGAAGCACUUUGUAUUUAAAAAAAAAACCCACAACAAACCAUAUAACUUUAUAAGUAUGUUUUUUAAGCUUAGAAAUUAUAUUCCCUUUAUGGUUUGUUUCCACACCUAACACUGUCUUUUUUAAUAUUAAAAGAAAAUAUAAUGCUUGCCUGUUUACAUGAGAGUAGAGGAAAGGGUUCUUGCACUCAGUGGCCCUAUUUUUCCAUUCUCCAUGGCCUUAUACAUCCAGGGUGUCAUUUCUGCAAGUACCAUCAUCACGUUUGAGGGAAGGUAUUCUCAUACUCAUUUCAAAAAUGGUCUUGUAUAUGACCUUAGUUCUCAACCCCUUUCAAAUUGUCACUUCAGUGUUGCAUAAAAAGGUUAAGGGUGCCUCUUCCCAUUCAAUGAUAAAAAAGGCUGGUCAGAAACACCAGGGUGAAAACCAUGGUCAAGCAAAAAAUUAUUAAACCCAGACCAUCCUACAGAGCUGCCAGCAAAACUGUUUCUUUUACCAGCUCGGAAUGACUUUUAUAUGGGACAUUUCAGAGUUAAACAUUAUUCCUAUUUGCAGUUAGAUUACUGUGAAAUAAAGCUUUAAAAUAAAAUGUACUGCGAGAGACACUUUAAAAGUUUUAUAACAGGUCCAGUAGAUCAUAUUAUAGAACCAUGUCCUUUUUUAAUGACUUAGCACGAAUAGUAACUUUUUAAUAUUUGCCUAUUACUGUUUUUCCCUGUAUUAUGACAUUGUCUUGAAAGUUCAACCGAUGUUGCUCCACUGAUUCUGCAGCACUUGGCUUUCUGAAGCUAAUUUACAUGAAACCAAUUGAUAUUCGGGAAAAUGUUGGUAAGAUUGUUACAAGAUCUAGUUGAGAGGAUGAUUUAAAGGAAGCUUGAGAUACAUGUCUUAAAAUCCUUACUUUUGCUUAUCACAGGCAAAACAGUGGACUUCUGGUGUUUUUCCUGAAUUUAAUUUAUUGCCCAUUGACAAACUUCUAAUCACUGAUUCAGGUUUUGGGGGAAAAAGAGAACACAAAACUUACUAAAUGCUUAAGGAAACAUCUUUCCUCCCCUUUCCUCAGGCUCAGCUUCAGUGUGACACCUCUCCUCCCUGCCUUUCUGGUCCAUUUCCCUUGUUUUCACAGAGAGUUGUGCUCAGUCUGUGCCAGUUCUCGUAGCGAGGUGGCAGAUCGCACAGGAGGUUGGGGUCACAUGUUUACUGGCUAGCCUGACACUUCAUCUUACUGGGUGUCUUCUGCUACUCUGGGCUGGUCGGUGUCACUCUUCAUGGUGACACCAGGCCAUAGUCCCUUGAGAGAUGUGCCUGUUCCAGCUUGGGUCUUCUGUGGGCUCCAGUUACCAGAGGAGUACCUGCUCUGGCAUGGCUCAGCUAUAGACCAAAGUCCCCUCCAAAGUGAAUCUCCUCAGGCUUGGCAUGUGUCCUUCUGUGAGUGUGUCUCUCUACAUGUCCUCAGCAUCUUCUCCCUGUGUUUUCCCAAGAGCAGCUCUUCAGUUUCUCCGCACAUUUCUUCCCCAGCAGUAUCUGUGUCUCCCUUCACUUCUCACCCGCAGCUGCCACUCAUCACUGACGUUGAAGCAGAGACACCGUGCGCCCCUCUGGCACAGGCUGGGGAUUGUUUCAGUUCAGGCUGGAACCUGUCCUGACUAGCCCAGGGCAGUGGGCAGUCUUUACCACAGGUCCCCUUUGCAGCCCCUGCAGUCUGUGACUAAUGCAGUUGUACACAGUAAACCAAGACAGGCAGAUGCAGCUUCUGUCGAGCUCUUAAUCUUUGCUAAUGGAGUGCUCUCAUUAAAGAUACGGGAACUUAUUUUUUGUUUGAGGGGAGGAGGGAGGUGAUCCAUAUGAAUGCAUAUGUAUAUGAUAAAUUUCACUAAUCUUCCCUUAAGCUUCAUCACCUUUAAUGAUAUGGCUUAGAAACAUUUGUGCAUUUUUCUAUUGCUCACUGUUGGCUGUAGUAAAGUGAAUGUCUUCUGAAAACCAGUAUCCUUGUACACAUGGGAAGCUUUCAGAAUUUCCUGUUACUGUGAAGCCAUUCCUUGUUCUAUUACUGGUAAGAACACUUAAUGAUACUACAGCUGAGUUCCUUUUCAUUCCAUUUUGUAACUAAGAUAUUGAUUAUCAUGGAAUCUGUGUAACUGCCGUUUUGAAAAAUUCAACUAUUAGCAUGUUUAAGAUCUCUGACCCUUAUGAGGGAGGAGGUUCCUAUUUCACACACCACUGUUGGUUUUUUUGUUUUGUGCUUUUCUUAAGCAAGACUUUGUUUAUUUUAUGGAUAAGCAGGUAGACUCUAGGAGGUACUGUCAGAACAAUGUUUGGUCUUAAUUUUUUUUCAUCUGAGGUGUUUCUGGGGUUGAAAAACUUUGUCCUGUACCAAAAGCAAGGCAGAUAAUCAAAGGCUGAUGUAUUUGGUUUCUCAUUAUGAAAAGAAUACUUGAUGUCCCUGUAUCAUUGAGCCUGAAAGAAUGGAGGCACAGCAGGUCUUGCAACCUCAGCACUUUGGUGUUGGUGCAGAAAGGUGACCUGUCUCUGAAUUAUGAGAGCCUACAGCAGUAUAUUGAGUAUUUUGCUCUAACAGAAUUAGAACCUUUCUCUAAACAACAAAGGAAGGUUGCUUUUUGUCAUAUAAAUGCUUCACUGGGUAGUUAGGCUUCUUUAGCUAUAACAUGUAAACUGUCAGUGCCCUAGGGGAAGAUCCUGGAAAACAAAAUGGUAUAUUUUUAAUGUGAUUAAAUUGUAAGUUCUGAUUUUUGCUUGAAGCCUGUGUCUGUUGAUUGCUGCUCCUUUUUUUAUUAUUCAUGGGAUUCCAUAUUUCUUCCAGAAAUGUAACUGUUUAUGCAAGUGAAUCUUCCUUAAUGAGCUAUAAGAUUUUAUUCUAAACAAGUCAUUUAUAAUAGUAAAUUUGCAUAUCUUGAUAUUUUGUGAGAUGUUAUGCCUGUAUUGCAGUUUGGAUAGUUUUGUCUAUAAAUAUUGCUGUCCUAAUUGUACAGCAUGGUUUUAAUUUAAUGUUACUGUUUAAUAUUUUCUUCUUAUAGAAGAGUCCCAUGCCCCUUUUUUGUAUAACAUGUUUUAAUAAAUGUUAUCUGUCAA
Molecule: messenger RNA, 6690 nt
Organism: Apus apus (common swift)
Lineage: Eukaryota; Metazoa; Chordata; Aves; Apodiformes; Apodidae
Gene: ZBTB43
Product: zinc finger and BTB domain containing 43
Exons: 2
Coding region: 121-1515 (464 amino acids)
Biological process (GO): regulation of transcription by RNA polymerase II
Molecular function (GO): DNA-binding transcription factor activity, RNA polymerase II-specific; protein binding; RNA polymerase II cis-regulatory region sequence-specific DNA binding
Source: RefSeq, a predicted model, not a curated record